AUGGGGAGAGCUAAUACAUCUAGAGCCAAGAAACAGAGACAUGAUCCGCUUUUGAAGGAUAUCGAUUCUGCCCAAGGUACUUUGAAGAAACAGUACACUAAGAAAAAUCAAGUUACCAAUGGCGAAGAAAAUGAAGACGAUGAAGAAUUCAUUGAUGCUAAGCAUUCUCGUAAGAUUUUACAACUAGCUAGAGAUCAACAGGAUGAAAUUGCUGAGGAAGAAAACACUGAGUUGCAACGUGAAAUUCAAAACAAAGCUAGAUUCCAACAUAUUAGUUAUGAUGAUGAUGAAGAAGAUGAUGAUGAACAAGAAGGUGAUUUUUCCGAUUUUGAACCUGAAGGAGAAUAUGCUGAAGAGAUGGAAGAAGAAGAAAUUGUGGAGUUAGAUGAAGAAGAUGCAGCUAUGUUUGAACAAUAUUUCAAGAAAGCCGACGAUUUCAACUCAUUGAAUGGUAGUUAUAAUUUGGCUGAUAAGAUCAUGGCUUCUGUCAGAGAGAAAGAAGCCGAGAUUAAAGAAUCAGCUAUUGAUAUUGAUACUGAGGAAGUCGAUAAUGGUGAACAUGAAACUCAAAAGAGACCAAUGGAUGGUGUUGCACUACCUGAGAAGGUCAUCAGAGCCUACACCACUGUGGGUACUGUGUUAAAGACAUGGACUCAUGGUAAAUUACCUAAAUUGUUUAAAGUUAUCCCAUCAUUGAGAAAUUGGCAAGAUGUAUUAUACGUGACAAAUCCAGAAGAAUGGUCUCCACAUGUUGUCUAUGAAGCCACUAAACUAUUUGUCUCCAAUUUACAAGCCAAAGAAGCUCAAAAGUUUAUCAACCUGGUAUUAUUGGAACGUUUCCGUGACAACAUUGAAACAAAUGAGGAUCACUCUUUGAACUAUCAUAUUUAUCGUGCUAUUAAGAAAUCCAUCUAUAAACCAAGUGCAUUCUUCAAGGGGUUCCUUUUCCCACUAGUGGAAAUGGGUUGUAACAUCCGUGAAGCUACUAUUGCUGGUAGUGUGUUGACCAAAGUCUCAGUUCCUGCUUUACAUUCCUCUGCUGCAUUAAGUUAUCUAUUGAGAUUACCAUUUUCUCCUGCUACUACUGUAUUCAUCAAAAUACUUUUAGACAAGAAGUAUGCAUUACCAUACCAAACUGUAGAUGAAUGUGUUUACUACUUCAUGAGAUUUAGAAUCGUCGACGACGGUAGCAAUGGUGAAGAUUCUACUAGAACAUUACCAGUGAUAUGGCAUAAAGCAUUCUUGGUAUUUGCUCAACGUUAUAAGAAUGAUAUCACUGAAGAUCAAAGAGACUUCCUUUUGGAGACAGUACGUCAAAGGGGACACAGAGAUAUUGGUCCUGAAAUCAGAAGAGAACUAUUAGCAGGUAACUCCAGAGAGUUUGUUGACCCUAAUGAGGAAAAGGACGAUAUGAUGAUAGACGUCCAAUAA
Molecule: messenger RNA, 1431 nt
Organism: Maudiozyma saulgeensis
Lineage: Eukaryota; Fungi; Ascomycota; Saccharomycetes; Saccharomycetales; Saccharomycetaceae
Source: the annotation of a GenBank genome assembly